CUCCCGUAACUCCCAUCUCACUACUGAGACUAGAAAACAGAAAGCAACACCUCCCUCUCUCUAUAACUUAGCGCUUUCUUGCUCUCUAUAUCUCCACCCAUCGGAAAUCAAACGAACCAGAAACGAAAAAUCCAAAACACCUACCCAAAAUUCCAAAAAACCCUUUCUUCCGUUCACUCCAAUGUCAUCACGGAAACCUUCAUAUUCCCAAAUCUUUAUCCCAUAAAAUCGUCCCCAAACAAGAAAAAUCACAUCCAUGGCAGAUCCCGGCGACAGUACGUCCGUUUCCCGCCGGAAAAAUCUAGGGUUCGGGCGGACCUGGUGCUGCCCCUUCACAGCUCCUCAGAGCCCGGAGAUUCGCUCCCCUCCGUUGAAACCCCCCAAAUCUGAAACCUCCAAAACCAUCUCCAAUUCCUUCCCUAAUUCUCCCAUCAGCAGCAGCAGCAACAGCAGGUUAGGGCUAGGGUUCGGUUCUCGCAUUGACCCCCGGCGCAUUCUCUCACCGGGCCGCGUCUCCCCGAUCGACUCUGAUGCACCGCUCGAUCCCCUCCCGGAAACGGCGCCUGAACCCGAACCCGAACCCGAACCCGCGCCUCCGUUGCCGCCGCGGGAAUCUACUCCGUCGAGGGAGAGAUCUUUGGCGGUGGAUACGACGAUGAUGGCAGCUAGCGGCUUCGAUUUGAGGUUGGAUUUGAAGGGGAAGGAUGGGAGAAGGUUGAGCUUGGAAAUGGAUUCGGAGGUGUUGGCAUCGAAGAGCCUGUUGUUUGCGGCAAAGAUUGUGGAGUCAAGGAGGCGGGGUGGUGGUGAGGGAGGUUGGUGUUUGAUUGAGGUGACAGAUGUUGGCAAUUUGGAGGCAUUCCGUGAGACGAUCGAGCUGAUGUAUGAGAAGGAUGUGAUGAGGAGGCUUAUGAAAGCAGGAGUGUCCCGCUCGAUUGAUAUACUCGAGGUUUCAUCAAUCAUCAUGUUUGACAUAGGCAUCACAUCCUGUCUGAACUACCUUGAGGCUGUUCCAUGGUGUGAGAAUGAAGAGGAGAAGCUGAAAAGCCUGUUUUUGAGGUGUGCAUUUGAUGAAGCAGCAGCUCGAGAUGUGUUAGCAAGGCUACAUAUGCAACACCCAAUAUGUCAACCUCUCGCCAUCCAUCUUGUUCAGUCUAUCACUAGGGGGACUGACACCAAUGCAAGAAGGGAGCUGAAGUCCCUCGUCAAGGGCCUUCUGUCUGCGAGCUCUGUCUAUCAGAAGGACCCUGCAGGCAUUAACAAGGAGGAUUUGUACAGGAUUUGCAAUGGCUGCCUUCAUUUGCUCGAGAAUUGUUUCAAAGAAGCCUCAGACCCAGCUCCCAAAGACCGGGCUACAGCAAAAGAAAAAACGAGGCCUUGGAUCGGACAGAUUUCAGAGCAAGUUGACAACCUCAACUGGCUACUAGAGAUUCUCAUUGACAGGCAAAUGGCAGAAGAGUUUGUGGUUAUGUGGGCAAAUCAAAGAGAAUUGCUUAGAAUGCAUGAAAAGGCAUCACCCAUGGUCAGAUAUGAGCUAAGCCGUAUAUCAGCGCAUGUGUUCAUUGCUUUGGGUAGAGGGAAGCUGCAGUGCCGAGGGGAGGAAAGGUAUGGUGUCCUAAGGGCAUGGUUUGGGCCCAUGCUGACAGACUUUGGGUGGCUGCAGAGGUGCACAAAGGGGCUCGACGUGAGGGAGUUGGAGGAAGCCAUGGGGCAGGCACUGCUUACGCUUCCAUUGAGGCAGCAACAGAGCAUGUUCCUUGAAUGGUUUGGUUGUUUCUCUGGGUGUGGCACCGAGUGUCCUAACCUGAGCAGGGCCUUUCAGAUAUGGUGGCGUAGGUCUUGCACCAGAGCUGCUGCAGAAACUCUAUUGUAAUGGUCAUUGCUAGCUGCUGCUGCUGCUGUAACAUAGAAUGGUAUGCAUAUGUGACUUCAGUGCUCAAGACAAGCAAUGAAUAAUUCAACUGUCUGUGUUUUACACCCAUUUGUUAUUCACAUCGGCCACAUGGGUGGGCCAUCUUGUGUGGGAUUGGCAGCUUGGCUUCUGUUUUGUUGAGGUAGAUUGACCUGUUUGGUGGGCCCUCUCA
This is a messenger RNA of Magnolia sinica, 2081 nucleotides long. Its product is annotated as BTB/POZ domain-containing protein At2g13690. The record is from RefSeq and is a predicted model, not a curated record. Bases 257 to 1870 code for a protein of 537 amino acids. The transcript is spliced from 2 exons. Lineage: Eukaryota; Viridiplantae; Streptophyta; Magnoliopsida; Magnoliales; Magnoliaceae.